GAGAGAAGCAGCGUCUCGGUGAGUGGAAGUCGGGAGGAUCUGCAUCCAACCCAAACCGGCCGCAUCAACCUCCGCCAGCGAAGACCGGCCAGCCGGCGGCCGUAGUCGGGAGACGCCGGCGCGGCUUCAACCUCAGCGCGCGUGCCUUAACCUACCCAAGCGCCGCCUCGCGCCAUGCGCGCCUCGGUCACCGAGAUCAGCGCCUUCACGGCCGCGGCCGCGCAUGUGCUCUGCUUCGCCGGCCUCGCUGUCGCCCACUCACUCGCUGGCCCCGGCGCUCCCGUCUCCGACCCUGCGCGCGCCCUCCGCCUCCUUGUGGUCUGUGAAGCGCCCGUGGUCAUCGCAGUGUUCAGCUACCUCCGGCGUGACCCCAAAAGCUGCUCGUUUUUCAAGGCCGCUGCAAGAGGAUUGAUCGGCUUGCCUGUGGGAGCGUUCUUUAAUGCGUUUGGAGCAAUUGUUCUUGGUGCACCUGUUGGAAUCAAGUACUGGAUGGUUACUAUUUAUUGGUCACUUCUCAUGUCCCUGUUCACCUUUGUUCCUGCAGCAUGUGUCUUUGGAGUGUCCAAGAUUGAUUGGCAGACUGUGCUUUGUCACUCCAUUUAUUUCACGCCAACUGAUGUUGAGAACUACAUGAUCUCUGCACCUUGUCAUGGAGCUGUGCUAGGAGCAUGGCUCGGUGCUUGGCCUAUGCCCCUUGACUGGGAGAGACCUUGGCAGGAAUGGCCAAUCUGUGUCACUUAUGGGGCAGUCGCUGGGCAUUUGGUUGGAAUGGCAGUGUCACCGGUCCUAAUAGCUGUUCACAAGAGAAGGGUCCGUGCAAAAGCUGACUAGCCUGCGGAUGAUGAGUGCUGCCAUACUUUUUUUUUUAUCUCUCUUAUUUCCUGGUUGGAUACGACUAAUCCAGAUUCCUGUAGUGUACGACUGUUCUUCCCACGAAGCAAUGUAUUUUUUUUAUUAGCUUUCUUGUUAUAGUGUGAGUACCGAUGGCUUUCAAUAGCUUCAUCGAGUUUCGCAUUGUUAGCUCCUUCAGCUAGCCCUUUUUGCUGCUGUACAUUAUUUUCAUGAUUGUAAUGAUAACAGUUGGUGUUAGCUUUUUCUAUAGAGAA
Messenger RNA from Panicum hallii, 1106 nucleotides. Its product is annotated as phosphatidylinositol-glycan biosynthesis class F protein. Lineage: Eukaryota; Viridiplantae; Streptophyta; Magnoliopsida; Poales; Poaceae. The transcript has 8 exons. The record is from RefSeq and is a predicted model, not a curated record. The coding region runs from base 175 to 831 and encodes 218 amino acids. Gene Ontology annotation, cellular component: endoplasmic reticulum membrane. Gene Ontology annotation, biological process: GPI anchor biosynthetic process.